Monomorium pharaonis (pharaoh ant) is the source of this 3827-nucleotide messenger RNA. RefSeq lists its product as uncharacterized. The transcript has 5 exons. Bases 452 to 1723 code for a protein of 423 amino acids. Gene Ontology annotation, cellular component: plasma membrane. Gene Ontology annotation, molecular function: odorant binding; olfactory receptor activity. Lineage: Eukaryota; Metazoa; Arthropoda; Insecta; Hymenoptera; Formicidae. The record is from RefSeq and is a predicted model, not a curated record. Gene Ontology annotation, biological process: detection of chemical stimulus involved in sensory perception of smell; sensory perception of smell.
AAAUAAAAAAAUAGAAAAUUAAAACUCCAUUGCGCGAUGUAAUACAAGUAUAACAUAUAAAAUCGAGAAUAUAUAAAACAUAUAAAAGUUAAGCAAAGUACAAAGCCAUAUAAAAAAAAAACUUGCGUUCAACAUGUGUAGAAUUUUUCAAGGAAAAUAUCAGAGUUAUGUAAUUAUUGUCAGUAACUUUACAAUUUAUCCUCGGAAAAGUUUCCGCCACGUCAUCGUGCUGUCCUUGCUCAUCCCUUCUCGAUUUGUUCUAACAGCAGCUGCUGUUUUCUCCCCAUAAAACUUGACCGAUACAUUAGAAAAUGCAAAUUACUAGUCAUCAAAGUCGCAGCAAAGACGCAAUCGGAGGAGAGUUCAUCGAACGGGUCGCGCAUGCCUGGUGAUAGAAAAUUCUGAUUUCACGAUCGGAAUAGUGAAGAUAGUCGGCAUCAUAUCGUUGGAGAUGGUCAGUCGGGAGCAGGGAAACGCACUGAACACGCUCGCUGUCAAUGUAACAAAGCAAAACAAGUAUGUCUCAGACUUUCGUUAUGCCGUUCAGAUAAGCAUUUACCUGCUGAAGCCGCUCGGAGCCUGGCCGCUGGCCAACGAUGAAACGUCGAGGUUCAAGAUCGCCCAGCACAGGACGUCGAUGAUAAUCACCAUGUUCCUCAUGAGUUUCCUCGUCGUUCCGUGGAUCGCGUGUAUCGUGAAGGAGAAAUGGAGCGCCUACCUGAUAUUUCGUACAACGUGUCCGCUGCUCUUCUCGACGACGCUCACCGUGAGGUACCUUUUGCUACUCUGGAAUCAAGAUCGACUCAAGUUCUGCGUCGAUCACGUAGCCGACGACUGGCGGUGCACGACAAUCGCCGAGGAUCGCGACAUCAUGCUGACGAACGCACGAAUCGGCCGCACCUUCGGCAUCAUCUCCGUGGUCUUCAUAUUCAGCUGCAAUGGUCUGUACACCACGCUACCUAUACUUAUGCCAAAUCCGAUCAACGAAGACAAUGUUACCGUAAGAUUGCAUCCGUCGCCCAGCGAGCUUCUCGUGUUUAAUGCUAAGGCUAGUCCUGUGUACGAGAUCGUAUACAUCAUACAAGCUGCGUCCUGUUACGUUCUCUGCAGUACAUUCUGCGGCAUUUGUAGCUUGAUGGCCAAUUUUGUCAUGCAUGUGUGUGGACAGUGCGACGUGUUAAUGUCGAUUUUAGAGGAGAUCGUGGACGGGGGAAAACACAUUAGCGGUUCUAUCGAAGAUCGAAUCGCUACCGCGAUAACUCGACAUUUGCGCUUGCUGAGAUUAGUUUCCAACGUAAGCGACUUAUUUACCGAAAUAUGUGUUAUGGAAUUCAUGAACGCUUCGUGUAAUAUAGGUCUAAUUUGCUACUACAUCGUAACUGAUAUGAAUAAUAACGAGCCGUUUGCACUGAUUUUUAUGAAUGGCUUCGGACUCGUGUCGAUCAUCUUCAACAUGUACAUUUUCUGCUACAUCGGGGAUUUGCUCAUAGAGCGCUGCCAGCAAGUGGGGACUGCUUGUUACGCGAUCGAAUGGUAUCGGAUGCCACCCAAGAAGGCGGUGGAAUUGCUCAUGCCGAUCGCGAUGUCCCAAUACCCCGUGAUGCUCACCGCUGGAAAGAUGAUAACGAUGACACUUGCUACGUUCUCCUACAUCUUAAAGACGUCAAUGGCGUAUUUCAAUUUGCUUCGCGAAUUUAUCUCGCGAGAUAUUACGACAACGUAAGCGCAUGGCUUGAUAAGAUGACUAUCCUCGAAAAGGGCUAUCGGCUACUUAAAAUAUUUAUAUUGCAAAAAAAUGCGUUAAUAAUUUGAUAAAUAACGCACGUGUUAGUACAGCACUUAUAAAUACAAUACAAUGGAAUAAAUAAUUUCUUUUUAGAAUGUAACAAUAUUUUACUGUAAAAAUAAGAUCUACAAAAUUAAGUAAUAUAGAACGGAGUAGCUUCAUAUUCCAAGUCGAAAUAUUACUUGUCUGGAAAUGAUAAUUUUGCCGAGAGAGAUAAAAGUUUUAUUUACCAUAUGUCGCUCGAUGGAGACGAAGUUCUUCCUUGAAAAAUAAACGCUGGGUUCAAGUGGGCUCUCGUGGGUUCAAGUUACAAAGUUUUCAUCGCAUGUGUAUUAUCAUCCGUACGCGUUGAAGUCAUAUCGCGUGCAAAAUCAAACUUCUUUUCAAUCCUUGCACCCCUUACGCUCUUUACUUUUUAAAGCACGCACGCAAUUGCGGACGACUCGCUCGAGAGUUUACAACUAAAGUCAAAUUUACCUAAAACUAAAAAUAUAUACAUUUUAAUUUAAUGACAAUCGUAUAUCCACUCUCAUCACGAUCAUAGAAUUUUCAAUCAUCUUAACAUUAUCGAAUUUAUAAAAAGAGGGUCUCUAUUUUUUUUAUUAUAGAAAAAUUAUGUAGUCAUUUUGUAUAGACGCCAGGGAUGAUUCAAUCAGUAUCACGACAAAGACGCGAAACACGUCAUCGAACAAAGUCGUCGUAUUUUGCAUACUUGAUAUUUGGCCGUCGCCCAACAGAUGGCAAAAUAUGACCGCAAAUAUUUUAGUUUUUUGCAACUGCUGAAGAAUAUUUCGCGCUACAAUAACUUAGUCAAAAUAAUGAGGUGCACCGCGAUCAUAUGUCUCACCGGAUAUUAUAUAAUAGCGGUGUGGAAAGUAACGCAAGCAAAUGUGCAUUGUGUUUAAGCGCAAUGCGCUACAAACAGAAAUAUACCAGCCCUACUUCCGUACAUAACAAACCUCACACAUCUGUCAUUAUUAACAUUUUUAUUUUAUACUUUAUCAAAAAGUAUAUAACGAUGCAGAUAAUUUACAAAUAUUUUAUAUUUUUUAAAAAAGUUAACAGUAUUAUAUUAAUCUUACAAACGAGAGAUAUAUAUUUUCUAUUUUAUAUAUAUAUAUAUAAAAAUACGAUUUUCCAUCACAUGAAAAAUAAAUAUAUCUAUAUGUUUUGAUAUGUUGAAAGAUUUAUCAAUGAUGUUAAUAGCUGUAAGUAAUAAAAAAAGCGUAAAGGAGGAAAGUUCAUUGAUCUCUCCUUCAGGACAUUCGGCAAUGUAAGCAAUAAAGUUCAGGAAAUUUAAGGAAUUAAAAAUACAUUUUCAUGAGUUUUGUUAUGUUUGAAGUUAAAACGGACGUAACAUAUUUAAAUCUUCUUCACUCCGUUGUUGGAUAAGUAAAUUUAAAUAGCUAUACGUAGAUGCAUAAAUGUAGUCUUCAAAGAAAUAUGUAAUGUCAAAAUAAAACUGGCAAAAGUACAUGAUUCUCAGAUAAUAUAAUUUCUUCACUAGAAUAUCUGUUGUAAGAAGAAAUGAAAGCCAUACGAAAAUUAACAUACGUAUUGACGUCAGUUCAAACGAAAAAAACUUUAACUUACCUGCCGACAUUGCAACUUUGAGAAAUGCAAGUUAUAAUAGAAACAUCGGCAGAAUUAAACGCGAUUAUUUUCCAGAGAAUCGGAAAACUUGAACAACAUUUACAUAUUGAAACACCUUCCAUGGAAACGAUUUGCGGCUUUCAUUUUCUGCUCUUCUCUUGCAACUACAAAUUUAACAAAUUCACUUUUCUGCGAUGAGCAGUUAGAGUAAAAUAUUAUAAAACACCUCAAUAUAAAUGUAAUUUUAUCUUUAUUUAAUCUGAUAUUGUUCGAACCAUCGUGUCAAAAACUACAAAAUCACCACGUCGGAAAAAAUACGAUUAUUGUUACAUGUUACUGACCUCUGAGCAAGUCAAAGUAAUCUGUACUGCGCAAUCGAAACUGUUGCCAGCGGUCAACGCAUGCAAUCGUAAGUUUUAAUAUAAGAAGAAGAGUUGAAGCCAACGGU